AGAGUUUGUGGCUCAGAACAUCGUUGUCUUCGUGAGUAUAACCUACACGCUCGUUCGCAUUUGCUGUAUGCCCCUUUUCAUCGAUGUGGACACGGGCAUGGUCGGAGAGGAUUCGGUUCUACCGUUGGCGGGAGUCCUACUGGCGCCGAAGAGGAAGGCCGACGGGGCGCCCGACGGCGAGCAGAAAAGACAGAAAGAGAUGAAGGGCAAGAGCAAGGGUAGGGACAACGACAGCCUCGUGACAAAGGUCGUCAUCCUUUCCACCGACACCGCACGCGUGCAGGUGAUGUGCUCGUCCAUGGUGCUGCCGAUUUACCUCAGCCUCGCGGAGUCGUAUUGAGCAGGACUGGCCGCCAACAAGUUCUCCGAGGACAUGGUCAAGGCACUUCACGAUCGAAAGGCGGAGGGCGAGGAUGUGGGCUUGUCGACGUCAGGACCACCGUUCACCACCGCGUUCUGCAUGACAACGAGGGCGCUCCUGUUGAUGACGCCAGACGAGAUCCAGCAGAAGGUCGAGGAGCAUUUCAAUCCGCACCUGAAGGAGGAGUCGAUGCAGUACAUUGGCAUGAUCCGUCACUUCACGGUGAGGGCGCCGCGCGGGCCAGGACCAAAGAAGUUGGAGGACACGGUCAGGCUGCAGUACGCUUUGGGGCCGAACCCGCUCAGCUCGGAGGUGAACUGGUUCCUGGACGCGGCUUUGACGGAUCUGAAGGCAACGCAGCCGAUCCGUAGUGACCGCUGGAGAGACAGAUCACAACCAGGCUGCAGCGUCGCAGUAAGUGAGUGUGCCGCCGCCGUUCAGAGACAGCGUGCGAUAUCGAGAGCUGCUCGCGAGAGGCUUGGUGGCACCAGCCGCGCCAACUAGCCAUGACUUUUUGGUGGCACUCUCGCCUGAGAAGGGG
This is a messenger RNA of Prorocentrum cordatum, 902 nucleotides long. The record is from the annotation of a GenBank genome assembly. Lineage: Eukaryota; Dinophyceae; Prorocentrales; Prorocentraceae.